UACUAAUCUCGGUUAUGUUUACGUUUCUGUGUCUCUAAAUGAUGCACGCAACGGCCUAACCAAACCAUCCAAAGAAUUAAUUGCCCCACCUCUCUACCUGACUUUAUGAGGAUCGACAUUGGGGCUGCAUUGCAGAGCUGAAUUCCAGGCAGUUCAAUUAUCUUUAGAAUCUUGAUGCCUGAAAUAACUUCUGGGACUGAUGAGAAAACCCAAUGCUUCUUGUUCUUGCAAUCGAUUUCUUUUUCUAAUUUAUCUUUUUCUCUGUUCAAAUCUCCUUCAUGUUGAAGGGUUUGAUUCUCUGAUUCAGCUCCCUCGGUUUCGUGAGACUAGAAACCGAAUCAGCAGCAGAGGAGUUGUUUCUGUGUUCGAUUUUGGAGCGAAAGGGGAUGGUAUUCAUAACGACGCCAAGGCUUUUAAAAAUGCUUGGGAGGCAGCUUGUUCCUACGAAUCACAAUCGACACUUGAAGUUCCGGCUGGAAGAACUUAUCUGGUUGGGCCAAUUGAUUUUGGUGGCCCUUGUCAAUCAAAGGUGACUUUAAGGGUCUCUGGUACCAUUGUUGCUCCUGAAGAUCCUCAUGUCUGGGAUGGUUUGAAUCGGCAGAGGUGGCUUUAUUUCCAUGGUCUCAAUGACCUCACUGUAGAAGGCGGAGGCACUAUCAAUGGAAUGGGACAGGAAUGGUGGUCCCAGUCUUGCAAGAUCAACAUAACAAAUCCAUGUCGACAUGCUCCAACGGCCAUUUCUUUCCAUAGGUGCACAAAUCUGAAAGUCAGGAACAUCAUGACAGUAAACAGUCAACAAAUGCACAUUGCUUUCACCAACUGUCAAAAGGUUGUGGCAUCUCAUAUUAUAGUUGUUGCACCUGUGGGAAGCCCAAACACUGAUGGAAUUCACAUAAGUGCAUCCACUAAUGUUCAGGUCAAGGACAGUGUAAUUGGAACAGGUGAUGACUGCAUCUCUAUAGUUAGCAAUACUUCCAGGGUUCGAGUCAGAAAUAUUUCAUGUGGACCUGGCCAUGGUAUAAGUAUAGGAAGUUUGGGGAAAUCAAAGUCAUGUGAUGACGUGAAUAAUGUAUUGGUUGAUGGAGCGUUUAUAUCAAAUACUGAGAAUGGGGUGAGGAUCAAAACAUGGCAGGGAGGAUGUGGCUUUGCUCGAAAGAUAAAAUUCCAGAAUGUGCUAAUGGAAAAUGUUUCUAACCCGAUCAUCAUUGAUCAGUAUUAUUGUGAUUCACUGAUACCAUGUCAAAACCAGACCAUGGCUGUUCAGGUAGACAGUGUUUCUUUCAUAGGCAUCGAAGGAACUUCAGCCACCGAGGAAGCAAUAAGAUUUGCUUGCAGUGAUAAUUCCCCAUGCCGUAGAAUAUAUUUGGAAGAUAUUCAAUUAUUCUCACAUUCUGGUGAGCCUACCACGGCUUUUUGUUGGCAAGCAUGGGGCGCAUAUUCAGGCAUUAUGCGUCCGCCUUCUUGUUUCCCAUGCAGUGGGAGCUUCAUCAAACAGAAGGUUAUUUCAAGUGCCAUCCAUCUGGCAAUUUCAAGAUAGUUCAUCUUCGUCCAUGGCUGUGAAUGCCAUUAUUGUCUAGUAGGAGAAGCUUCUCUUGUGAACUUGUAUGCAUAGAGAUGCAUAGGAAUCAUGAAUUCCUGCCAAUUUGAGAAUCUUGCCACAGGUUUUGGUGUGCUUCAUCAAAUGAUAUUUCCUACUUCCCACUCAAAAGGAAGAAGUCACAUCUACUUUUCUAAGAAAUUGUAAUCUUAUCAAAGUGAAUCACAUUAUCUUAAGAGAAGGAAAACAAAGGUGUUUGGUAA
Molecule: messenger RNA, 1800 nt
Organism: Macadamia integrifolia
Lineage: Eukaryota; Viridiplantae; Streptophyta; Magnoliopsida; Proteales; Proteaceae
Product: probable polygalacturonase At1g80170
Exons: 9
Coding region: 200-1537 (445 amino acids)
Biological process (GO): carbohydrate metabolic process
Molecular function (GO): polygalacturonase activity
Source: RefSeq, a predicted model, not a curated record